This is a messenger RNA of Pecten maximus, 2267 nucleotides long. RefSeq lists its product as uncharacterized. The transcript is spliced from 4 exons. NCBI's taxonomy places the organism in Eukaryota, Metazoa, Mollusca, Bivalvia, Pectinida, Pectinidae. The coding region runs from base 1 to 1326 and encodes 441 amino acids. The record is from RefSeq and is a predicted model, not a curated record.
AUGCCUUUUAUUUUACUAUCCACAGCGAUUUCCAACAUCCGAAUCGCCACCCCAAAUGUUUAUAACUACAUCAGUUUGACCCAAUAUGGAUAUGUUUAUCAGCCGGUGUCGGACUGCCUCGCACACUUUACGUUCCAGGUGAAAUCUUGUCAUAAUGUGCAUGUGGCACUUUUCAACACUGCUGGAGAACCUUACACAUACGAAAUUGUUCUAGGUGGUUGGACAAAUGUCAAGUCAAUAUUAAGGACUCGGUCGUCCUCUUCCCUUUAUAAUUUCGAGAGCAAUGUAGUGAAUUGUUACGUCUACAAGAGAUUCUGGGUAUCCUGGCGGAACAACAUUAUAUCGGCAGGGCGUGGCAACUCAUUCAAUGUUGGCACGUUAUUGUCCUUCACAGAUCAACACCCAAAUCAAAUACGUUAUGUUGGAAUUUCGACAGGAUACGGUGCCUAUGGUGAAUGGAAAAUACCAAGUGAACGUCCACCAUUGCACUGCUAUGAAUAUGUCCAAUGGUCUGUAAAACCAGGAGAUCAGAACACAAACAUGACAGCCAACAUCACGUGGUCUGUGACAGCUGAUAACCUCGGACAGUGUGCUGUGGCCUGUAAACGAACGAUUUCCAACAUCCGAAUCGCCACCCCAAGUGUUUUUAGCUACAUCAGUUUGACCCAAUAUGGAUAUGUUUAUCAGCCGGUGCCGGACUGCCUCGCACACUUUACGUUCCAGGUGAAAGCUUGCAGUGAUGUACAUGUGGGACUAUUCAACACUACCGGAGAACCUUACACAUACGGCCUUGUUCUAGGUGGUUGGGGAAAUGUCAAGUCGAGAUUAACCCCUCGGUCGUCGUCUUCCGUUUAUAAUUUCGAGAGCAAUAUAGUGGAUUGUAACGUCUACAAGAGUUUCUGGGUAUCCUGGCGGAACAAUGUUAUAUCGGUAGGGCGUGGCAACUCAUUCAAUGUUGGCACGUUAUUGUCCUUCACAGAUCAACACCCAAACCAAAUACGAUAUGUUGGAAUCACGACAGGAUCCGAAGCCUCGGGUGAAUGGGAAAUACCAAUUAAACGGCCACCAUUGCACUGCUAUCAACAUGUUCAAUGGUCUGUAAAACCAGGACUUCAGAACAUAAACAUGACAGCCAACAUCACGUGGUCUGUGACAGCUGAUAACCUCGGACAGUGUGCUGUGGCCUGUAAACGGAGUAAUUCGUGCGUGUCCUUUGUAUACAACAACGAGAAAGAGACAUGCCAAGGUCACGGGCUAAAGUUCCAUAAUAUCACCGAAGGCCAAGGUCAUGUACAUAAAGGAAGUCAUUAUUUCACCAAGCCGUAGAUUUUUUCUUUUCUAAAAGAAGACGCAUUACAAAGUUUAAAAAUAGUGAUUUUAAUAAACGCAGACUUGAUCUCCCAAUAACGUAUAUUCUCCUCGAGUUCUGAUUGUUUGUGCUGUUUAAUGUUUAAAGAAGAUGAAGGCUAACUAACUUAAACUAUUAUGCUUUGCACACCAUGCAAAAAGUGUUUCAGAAACCAAAAAGAAAGUAAGCAAAAAAUGUUAAAUAACAGUUUUUAUUACAUAAUGAGUUUGAUGUUCCUUAACUAAACGCAUAAUGUAUAUUAUGAACUAUUUUACGGUCACGUGCGAACUAUGGAACACCUAUCACGUUUCGGAAUUAAGUUCCUCGCUUUCAAGCGUCUAAGUCAGAUGUCAAUACUACUAGACGACUUCUAUGCCAACAGGAAAGUCGAGAUCUCAGUGAUUUUAAGUGUGUUUUAGUGAGUAUGAAAUAAAACAAGUAUAUCAUGGGUGUUUGUGCAAUAGUUCAGAAUAUUUUACCCUCAGUACUGGUACUUCGGCCUCGUGCAAUAGAAGAGCGGUCGAUUACCAGUGCAUCAUGUCAGAUAUUCUGGAUUAUUGCACAGGCACCCAUGAUAUAUUUGUAUAAUGUAUUUAGCUGAUAUGAUACAUUACAAUGAUAUAUGCCUGUCUCCAGUUUUUGUAUUUUAGCACUGACGCGUGUUGUGAUAAUUCUGCAAUCCUGUUGUAAUUAUAGGGCAAUGUCACUCAAAAAAGGUAGUUAAAUACCUAUAUUUCCGUUACUAAUUCAAGGUUUCCCCAUAAAAACCGGUAGGCAGAGUUAUCGCAUUACAAUGUCAAAUUUCCCGCCGUCUGUCAAUGUUACUUUUUGUGACGUCAUGAUACACGUGAUCAUUCCUGGCGAAUUAUAAAGUGUUGUUUUGAAUGAUAUGUAACCAUCAUUAUAAUUAUUACAUAGA